AUGUUCGGUUCGAGAAGACUAAUAUCUACCACAGUUCCGAGGAUAUUCCUAUCGUCCUAUUUGAUUCUAAGACAAAGAGACCUGACACCUCCAGUUUAUUGCAUCAGUAGCAUCAAUAGCAGUAUAUCUCAGAACAGCAGAUUUAAUAGCACACUAGGGUUCGUAAGUGGCCCAAAUAGCGAUUUCAUGGACGGGAGCAGCAAAGAAGAAGAGAGUGACCACAAAAGAGAAAAUAAAAUGAGUGAACACUACGACCUGGUCGUUCUAGGAGCAGGCCCAGGAGGGAUGUCAGCAGCGAAAGAAGCAGCGACCCUGGGAAAAAAAACGCUACUAUUCGACUUCGUAAACCCGUCGCCCAGAGGAACGACCUGGGGAGUAGGAGGGACGUGCGUAAACGUAGGAUGCAUUCCGAAAAAACUGAUGCACUACGCAGGAACUUUGCGAAGCGCGAAUGCGGACAGGUACAACUACGGGCUGACGGACAAGCUGGAGGACGGCCCAGUGGAUUGGGCGAGGCUAGUGAAGAACGUUCAAAACCACGUGAAGAUGUUGAACUUCACAUACAGAGUCAGCGUAAAUAUGCCAAAUUUAACGUACGUGAACGCAUAUGCAACCUUAAAGGACAGUAAAACAGUGGAGUACAAGCUGAAUGGAGAAACAAAAACAGCAACUGGCGAUAAAAUACUAAUAGCAGUGGGCGAAAGGCCAUAUGUCCCUCAAGAUGUUGAAGGCGCGAAAGAAAAUGCAAUAACAUCGGACGAUUUGUUCUCGCUGCCAAAGGCGCCAGGGAAAACGCUGGUAGUUGGCGGUAGCUAUGUUGCACUAGAAUCCGCUGGAUUCUUAGCUAGUCUAGGAUAUGAUGUUAAUGUCAGUGUCAGAUCAAUUCUGUUGAGAGGAUUUGAUAGACAAUGCGUAGACAAGGUGCAGGAGUUGAUGGAGGCAUCGGGAGUUAAAUUUUUAUUUCAAAAAACCCCGAAAAAAAUUGAAAAGUCAGAUGAACGCUACAAGGUAACAUUUGGCGACGGUUCAGUUGAUUAUUACGACACAGUCAUGUACGCAACAGGAAGGAUGCCAUUAGAUGAUAUCAAGAAUUACAAAUCACUGGGACUGGAGUUUGACAAUUCAUAUAACCUGGUCACACACAACGAAAAGACAAACCUGGAUAACGUAUACGCAGUAGGAGAUAUACUGAGUAAUAAGCCGAAAUUGGCACCAGUAGCAAUAAAAGCAGGAGAGUUGCUAGCACAACGCCUGUUUAAUAACUCGACAGUGCAAAUGAAAUACGAGGACGUGCCCGUAUGCGUAUACACACCAUUUGAAUACUCGUCAUGUGGACUCACAGAAGAGGAGGCGAUCAAGAGGUACGGAGAAGACGGAAUCGAAGUGUACCUAAAAGAGUACAGUAACCUGGAAGUGUCAGCAGCACAUAGAGUAAAUAAGAAGACAGAUGACGACUUGGACUUCCCAUUGACAUGUUUGACGAAAGUUAUCUGUCUAAAGGACGAUACUAUAGUAGGACUCCAUUUUGUUGGACCAAAUGCAGGAGAAAUAAUGCAAGGAUUCUCAGUACUGUUGCUACUAAAAGCGAAGAAGAAGGACCUGGAUAGAGUGGUGGGAAUACACCCGACGGACGCAGAAAGUUUUAUGGACCUGACAGUGACAAAAUCAAGUAAACAGUCAUGGAUAGCAAAAGGAGGAUGCGCAGGAGGCAAGUGUGGCUAA
Messenger RNA from Theileria orientalis strain Shintoku, 1722 nucleotides. Its product is annotated as thioredoxin reductase. Gene Ontology annotation, biological process: glutathione metabolic process; cellular response to oxidative stress; cell redox homeostasis. Gene Ontology annotation, cellular component: mitochondrion; cytosol. Bases 1 to 1722 code for a protein of 573 amino acids. The record is from RefSeq and is a predicted model, not a curated record. NCBI's taxonomy places the organism in Eukaryota, Apicomplexa, Aconoidasida, Piroplasmida, Theileriidae. Gene Ontology annotation, molecular function: thioredoxin-disulfide reductase (NADPH) activity; glutathione-disulfide reductase (NADPH) activity; flavin adenine dinucleotide binding. The transcript is spliced from 11 exons.